Hyaloperonospora brassicae is the source of this 1068-nucleotide messenger RNA. The record is from the annotation of a GenBank genome assembly. Lineage: Eukaryota; Oomycota; Peronosporomycetes; Peronosporales; Peronosporaceae.
AUGGGGACACCCCGAUCCCGCACCACCGCAUCGUCAUCCGCGGCGGCGGCGUCGUCGUCGUCCAGCGCACGCAGCUCUGGCGUCGAGUGCAUCGUCGCGGGCGUCGUGUCGGGCUGCGUCACGCGCUCGUGCACGUCGCCGCUGGACGUGCUUAAGAUCGUGAUCCAAGUGAAGGGACCGGCCGCGUCGCCGCCACGUGCCACUCCACGUGCGCUCGUCGCCAGUCGCGCACUCGCGUCGCAGUCGUCGUCGACGUCGUCGGCCAUUGCGCGCACAGUGCGCGAACUGUACGCGCUCGACGGCGUGCGCGCCUUCUGGCGCGGCAACAGCGCCGGGUGCUGCCGUCUCGGGCCGUACGCGGGUCUGAAGUUCUAUCUCUUUGACUCGCUCCAGAGCCGUUUUGCGGCCAAGGACGGCCACGGACUUAGUAACCUGCAACGUGCCCUGUGCGGCGCGGUUGCUGGUCUUGUGGCUACGAUGGGCACGUACCCCCUGGAGGUCGUGCGUACCCGCAUGAUCCUGCAGCCUGGAGCGCCAACAGCUGCGACGCACGAGAUCCGUGGGGUACUGCAGGGCGUGCAGCUGAUUCUACAACGCGAGGGACUGCGUGGCCUCUACCGCGGCGGGUGGUCGGGCGUCGCGGGUGCCAUUCCGUUCGAAGGCGUGCAGUUUGGCUGCUACGAGUACCUGAAAGCGAGUGCCGUUCACCACCAGUGGCCCGCGUACCGGUGGCCAGAGGGAAAGACCGAGAUGGACGGUCUUGACUUUUUCGUGUGUGGCAGUGUCUCGGGAGCGAUCGCACAGACAGUGGCGUACCCGUUCGACACGGUCAAGAAGCGGCUGCAGUCGCAGCAAGUGCACGUGGCUGGAGAAGCAGGCAGCGCGUCCACGCUGUACUACCGUGGAAUGGUCGACUGCUUCCGCAAAGUCAUUCGUGACGAGGGGCCUCUGGCGCUGUACCGCGGCACGGGCCCGAACCUCGCGCGCAUUGUGCCGUACGCUGCCGUCAUGUUUUCGACGUACGAGACCACGAAGAAGACGCUGCGGAUCAUGAGUGACCGCGCGUAA